This is a messenger RNA of Mus musculus (house mouse), 7897 nucleotides long. RefSeq names its product ubiquitination factor E4B (gene Ube4b). Lineage: Eukaryota; Metazoa; Chordata; Mammalia; Rodentia; Muridae. The record is from RefSeq and is a predicted model, not a curated record. Gene Ontology annotation, biological process: ERAD pathway; granzyme-mediated apoptotic signaling pathway; protein ubiquitination. Gene Ontology annotation, cellular component: ubiquitin ligase complex; nucleus; cytoplasm. Bases 2257 to 6546 code for a protein of 1429 amino acids. The transcript is spliced from 28 exons. Gene Ontology annotation, molecular function: ubiquitin protein ligase activity; ubiquitin-protein transferase activity; ubiquitin-ubiquitin ligase activity.
GUUACCAAAUGUUCAAUUUAUUUGAUGUGAAAUGUGCAGAGUAGGUAAGUCCGGGGAGCCAGAGGACAGAUCGGCUAUCGGAAGUAAUGGCAGGAUGAGGAGGAAUGGUUAUAGUGUGUUGGAUGGCUGGGUGGGUGAUUAAAAUGUUCUGAAAUUAAAGAGCAAUGAUGUUAAAGAACUCUCACUACCCUAAAGCCAUUGUAUACUUUACUUGUGUGAUUUAAUCUGAGGCUACAUGGCAAUUAUCAUGUUUUCAGAAAAACAAUGUAAUUGACAUCAGUGUAACUAGGGGUGCAAAAUGGCUUACACAGAAUUCAUUUCCUGGAAAGUAGAAUGCAGUCCUGAAAAGCCUGCAGCGAUUUAAUUUUACUCACAGACUCUUUGCAUAUCUAAUAGUCAUGUUCCCAUUUUUAGCAUGUAGCAAACAAAUUGUAACUAUUUUAGUCACUUCUUGUCCCCUUGGAUAAGAUCAACUGUAACUCUUUUAAACAGGAGUGGAAUGUUUAAGAUUAUAGUUCAGCUAAGAGUAGCCGGUAAUGAACCCUAGCACUUGGGAGGCAGAGGCAGGCAGAUCUCUGUGAGUUCCAGGCCAGCGAGACCCUGUUUCAAAUACAUACAUGUAUACACAUAUACAUACAUUAAUGUUAUAGUUGGGUAAUCUGUGAUGGUGGUGCAUACCCCAGCGUUCAGGCAGGAUUUCAAAUUUGGGGCUAUCUGAAAUACAUAGCAAGAUUCUGUCUCAAGAACAAUUAAGAACGAGAUGAUUAUGGCUUUUGUAAGCCAUACGAUAUAUACUUUGUGGCAAAAUCUGGAUUUUCACGGUUCUGUUAGAUUUUUCAAUUUGUAUUUAUACAUUGAUUGUAAAGUAAGUUUUUGUUGUCCGGCCGAGCUGGCAUUACAAAGGGUUAGUUACUAAGUCAUUGUUCAAUACAUUUCUCAAUAAUUUGAGUCUCUACACCCUUAAAGCAGAGCACCUCUCUAAAAGAACAAGGUAAAAUAAAAUUAAGAUCCUGUUAGUUUUCUUCCAUGGGUUUUCCUGGGGGAGGAAAAGAGUGGGACAAGGUAUUUGCAGGAUGGUGCUAAAUGCUCCCUGCAGAAAGCAAAUGUGUUUCCGAUUCCUCAGUUCUUCUAAUGUCUGUAGCCGGCUUGCAGCAUCCUGGAGGAUUUCCAAGUCACUCCACAGCAGGAUCCACAUGGGAACAAACUAGCACCGCAGAAACCCAAGGCGCAGGGGAGAGCCCGUGGAAGGGCCAUAUUCGGAUUGGCACAUCCUGCCCUCAGCAAUUCUACCUGGGCCCCGCCCACCGCGCCCCUCGCCUCCGCUCAGUCUCCAUGGUGACUGUCCGCCCCGCCUCCUCCUCGUCUCCUCUUAGCAGCCCCUCUCGCCCCUCCCCCCGCCUGGCGCCGCUCAGGGAAGAGGGGGUGGGGCAGGGGGCGGGGACAGGAUGCAAGCGAAGAGGAAAUCGGCGGCGCGACGCCCGCUGCUUAUUGGCUGGCGAAUCCCAGAGCGAGAAGCCCCGCCUCCCCGGCGAGGGUCACGUGACCCCUUUCAAAGAUGGCCGCCCUGUUGUUUUGAUGAAUAAUUCUUGGUGGGGCGAGGGGGUAAGAGUAGGGUUGGAGGGGUAGGAGGAUUUACGCUUCCAGCGAGGGCUUCGCCAGUCCCGUCCCUCCCCUGCCCCCCACCGGGGUUCUCGCGUGGAGGCGGGGCGAGCCUGGCCUGCUUUUAGAGGGGAGGGGCUUCCCGGUCCGGUGCUGGGCUCUGCCUGGGCUGCUGUAGGGUCGCCGCGCCUCGGGGGCAUCCAGUGUGCAGUGGAGCUGUUCCCGCCUGGGCCCAGGGGUGGGACCCGGAGCAGGGUCUGCGGGAGAAAAAAACGCAGCUGCCGCGUCACCGCCACGAAGACACGGCGCGCAGCGGGCACGAGCCGAGCUGGAGACCGCGCCGCCCGCCCUGGGUAACCUGGGAAGCUGAGGGGAGUCAGUGGCGCCUGGAGAGGACCCCAUAGCGGUGGCCGUGGCCAGAGGCGGCAGCUCUGGGCGCUUGCUGCUGGAGGAGGCUGCGGCGGUGCGAGCGGCCGAAGCCAAGGCGAUUCAGUGCCUCGUGUUCUUAGUUUUUAACCUCUGACUAUGCAAUUCUGAAACCUCCCCCAUUGGGGGACCAGACAGCCCGAUAGAUACCUUCCACUCUUCCUUUGCUCCCGCCCUGGUCUCAAGAACUGAAGGAUCUCUCUAACGCCUUUCACCAUUAAGAGGAAAGCGAUGGAGGAGCUGAGCGCUGACGAGAUUCGACGGAGGCGCCUGGCACGACUUGCUGGUGGACAGACCUCCCAGCCGACCACCCCGCUUACAUCUCCCCAGAGGGAGAACCCUCCGGGACCUCCAAUAGCUGCAUCAGCCCCAGGCCCCUCCCAGAGUCUUGGUCUCAAUGUCCACAACAUGACCCCAGCUACCUCCCCCAUAGGUGCAGCAGGAGUUGCCCAUCGGAGCCAGAGCAGCGAAGGCGUCAGUUCUCUCAGCAGCUCACCUUCCAACAGCCUUGAGACACAGUCUCAGUCCCUCUCCCGUUCCCAGAGCAUGGAUAUUGACGGUGUCUCCUGUGAGAAAAGCAUGUCCCAGGUGGAUGUGGAUUCGGGAAUUGAGAAUAUGGAGGUGGACGAGAACGACCGAAGAGAAAAACGGAGCCUGAGUGACAAGGAGCCUUCUUCAGGUCCUGAGGUGUCUGAAGAGCAAGCCUUACAGCUGGUCUGUAAGAUCUUCCGUGUCUCCUGGAAGGACCGCGACAGAGAUGUCAUCUUCCUUUCUUCUCUCUCUGCGCAGUUUAAACAGAACCCAAAAGAAGUGUUCUCUGAUUUUAAGGAUCUGAUUGGCCAGAUUUUAAUGGAAGUACUGAUGAUGUCAACUCAGACACGAGAUGAAAAUCCAUUUGCCAGUCUGACAGCCACAUCCCAGCCCAUCGCCACGGCAGCUCGGUCACCAGACCGCAAUCUCAUGCUGAACACUGGCUCCAGUUCAGGAACAAGCCCCAUGUUCUGCAACAUGGGCUCCUUCAGCACCAGCUCGUUGUCUAGCCUCUAUGAAACGAGCCCCGCCCCCUCUGCCAGUUUAUGGAGUUUUGUGCCAGCGCUCAGCCCAUCCUUUGCCUUACCUUCCCACCCAGCCCCACAGGCGGCUAUGCCUUCCCAGUCCCUUAGCCCCCAUGGUGUAGCCCCACAGGCGGCUGUGCCUUCCCAGUCCCUCAGCCCCCAUGGUGUAGCCCCGCAGGCGGCUGUGCCUUCCCAGUCCCUCAGCCCCCAUGGUGUAGCCCCACAGGUGGCUGUGCCUUCCCAGUCCCUCAGCACCCAUGGUGUAGCCCCGCAGGCAGCUGUGCCUUCCCAGUCCCUCAGCACCCAUGGUGUAGCCCCGCAGGCGGCUGUGCCUUCCCAGUCCCUCAGCACCCAUGGUGUAGCCCCGCAGGUGGCUGUGCCUUCCCAGUCCCUCAGCACCCAUGGUGUAGCCCCGCAGGCGGCUGUGCCUUCCCCACCCCUCAGCCCUCAUAGUACAGCUUCUGGAAAUGCUGCCGGAAGCCAGCCCUCAUCCCCGAGGUAUCGGCCCUAUACUGUCACGCACCCUUGGGGGUCUUCACCUUGCCCCACCCCACGAUCCUCCAUUCUGGCUAGCUCCCCAGGCUUCCCUUCCCACGCAAGUAGUCCCCGGGCUGUACCUGCCAGCUCCUCCAGACAGAGGCCCCGCAGCAGGGUCCCCGCCUUCCCACCUGCCUCGCCCAGUGCCGCCAGCAGACGUCCCUCCUCCCUGCGGAUCUCUCCUAGUUUGGGAGCCUCUGGUGGAGCAAGUAACUGGGAUUCGUACAGUGACCAUUUCACCAUUGAAACCUGCAAAGAGACGGACAUGCUGAACUACCUCAUCGAGUGUUUUGACCGAGUUGGAAUAGAGGAAAAAAAAGCACCAAAGAUGUGCAGCCAGCCAGCAGUCAGCCAGCUUCUGAGCAACAUCCGCUCGCAGUGCAUCUCCCACACCGCACUAGUGCUACAAGGUUCCCUCACACAGCCCAGGUCCUUGCAACAGCCAUCCUUCCUCGUGCCGUACAUGCUCUGCAGGAACCUCCCGUACGGCUUCAUUCAAGAGCUGGUGAGGACCACUCACCAGGAUGAAGAGGUGUUCAAGCAGAUCUUUAUCCCCAUUUUACAAGGCCUGGCGCUGGCUGCCAAAGAGUGCUCCUUGGAAAGCGACUACUUUAAGUACCCCCUCAUGGCACUGGGUGAACUCUGUGAAACCAAGUUUGGGAAGACACACCCUAUGUGCAAUUUGGUCGCUUCUUUACCCCUGUGGUUGCCGAAGUCCUUAAGCCCUGGUUCUGGGCGGGAGCUGCAGAGACUCUCCUACUUAGGGGCCUUCUUUAGCUUCUCAGUCUUCGCAGAGGACGAUGCAAAGGUGGUUGAGAAAUACUUCUCAGGGCCUGCCAUUACCCUGGAGAACACACGCGUGGUCAGCCAGUCACUACAGCAUUACCUGGAGCUGGGACGGCAAGAACUUUUCAAGAUUCUACAUAGUAUUUUGUUAAAUGGCGAAACUCGUGAAGCGGCUCUCAGCUACAUGGCGGCCCUUGUCAAUGCCAACAUGAAGAAAGCCCAGAUGCAGGCAGAUGAUCGGUUGGUGUCUACAGACGGGUUUAUGCUGAAUCUCCUUUGGGUCCUGCAGCAGCUAAGUACAAAAAUCAAGUUAGAAACAGUUGACCCCACUUACAUAUUCCACCCAAGAUGUCGGAUCACUCUCCCGAAUGAUGAGACACGGAUAAAUGCAACGAUGGAGGAUGUGAAUGAGCGGCUGACAGAGCUCUAUGGUGAUCAGCCUCCAUUUUCUGAGCCAAAAUUCCCUACGGAAUGUUUCUUUCUCACCCUGCAUGCUCAUCACCUCUCUAUUCUGCCUAGUUGUCGUCGCUACAUUCGCCGACUUCGAGCCAUCCGCGAGCUCAAUAGAACCGUGGAAGAUUUGAAAAAUAAUGAAAGCCAGUGGAAAGAUUCCCCACUGGCCACCAGACACCGUGAAAUGCUGAAGCGCUGUAAAACUCAGCUUAAGAAACUGGUACGGUGCAAGGCCUGUGCUGACGCUGGCUUACUUGACGAGAGCUUCCUAAGAAGAUGCCUGAAUUUUUAUGGCCUUCUCAUUCAGCUGAUGCUGCGCAUCCUGGACCCUGCAUAUCCUGACGUAACACUGCCUUUGAAUUCAGAAGUCCCCAAGGUAUUUGCAGCAUUGCCUGAGUUUUAUGUCGAAGAUGUUGCUGAAUUUUUAUUUUUUAUUGUACAAUACUCUCCUCAGGUGCUUUAUGAGCCCUGCACUCAGGACAUUGUCAUGUUCCUCGUUGUGAUGCUGUGCAACCAGAACUACAUCCGAAACCCUUACCUAGUGGCCAAGCUGGUGGAGGUCAUGUUCAUGACCAACCCUUCUGUCCAGCCGAGAACUCAGAAGUUCUUUGAGAUGAUUGAGAACCAUCCUCUCUCUACCAAACUGCUGGUGCCGUCCCUCAUGAAGUUCUAUACAGAUGUCGAGCAUACUGGAGCCACCAGCGAGUUCUAUGACAAGUUCACAAUUCGCUAUCACAUUAGCACUAUUUUUAAAAGCCUUUGGCAAAACAUAGCUCACCAUGGCACCUUCAUGGAGGAGUUCAAUUCUGGAAAGCAGUUCGUUCGGUAUAUCAAUAUGCUAAUAAAUGACACGACCUUUUUACUGGACGAAAGUCUGGAGUCUCUGAAGCGGAUCCAUGAAGUGCAAGAAGAGAUGAAGAACAAAGAACAGUGGGACCAGCUGCCUCGGGAUCAGCAGCAGGCCCGGCAGUCUCAGCUUGCUCAGGACGAGCGUGUUUCCCGUUCUUAUCUUGCCCUGGCAACUGAAACCGUGGACAUGUUCCAUCUCCUCACCAAGCAAGUCCAGAAGCCGUUCCUGAGGCCAGAGCUUGGUCCCCGAUUAGCAGCCAUGCUGAACUUUAACCUGCAGCAGCUCUGCGGACCCAAGUGCCGGGACCUGAAAGUUGAAAACCCAGAGAAGUAUGGUUUUGAGCCAAAGAAGCUGUUGGACCAACUGACAGAUAUUUAUUUACAAUUGGACUGUGCUCGCUUUGCUAAAGCCAUCGCCGAUGACCAGCGAUCCUACAGCAAGGAACUGUUUGAAGAAGUCAUUUCAAAGAUGCGGAAGGCGGGAAUCAAAUCCACCAUCGCAAUAGAGAAGUUUAAACUUCUUGCAGAGAAAGUGGAGGAAAUCGUGGCAAAGAAUGCGCGGGCAGAAAUAGACUACAGCGAUGCCCCGGACGAGUUCAGAGACCCUCUGAUGGACACCCUGAUGACCGAUCCCGUGAGACUGCCCUCUGGCACCGUCAUGGACCGUUCUAUCAUCCUGCGGCAUCUGCUCAACUCCCCCACCGACCCCUUCAACCGCCAGAUGCUGACUGAGAGCAUGCUGGAGCCAGGUAGGAGGCCAGUGAGUGCAGCCAGACCGUGCGGGAGACUGAGAGCUGGCCGGUGCCGCGAGGCCUGUAGUCCCAGCUACCGGGGUGGAUGAAGCAGAAGGGGAGAGCCUGUUCAUGGCAAUGCCAGAGCUAAAGGAGCAGAUUCAGGCCUGGAUGAGAGAGAAACAGAGCAGUGACCACUGAGGCCCCAUCGCUCCUCCGCUGGAAGCCGCCACGCCAGCCAGCCAGGCCGCAGCAGCAUCUGCCUCGAGGCUGCAGCUCCAGCCUGUAACCAGAUGUGGCCAGAUCCUGAGAGCCCACCCGUGUGACCAAACAGUGGAGAUCUGAGGGGAUGACGAGAAGAGGAUUCCUGUACAUAUAUUUAAGUGACAACAGUCAAAGCUUGAGGGACGAGUUUACGAUGGCUUGUGUAGUAAAGCGCACCCUUCGCCUGUCGCUACCUGGGGCUGUGGCAGCGGAAGUGUUUAGUGACAAGUGGGUCUGGGCAGCUUCCCCUGAGCUUACGUUUUGUUUUGUUUUGUUUUUUCGAUGUGAAUAGAGAACUCGGACAUUUUGCUGCUAAACAAUCUCCCCUCCCUCACCCUACUUGCACUGCUGUGGGUUUUUUAAAGAGAAACAGAACCAGACUCCUUUCCCGGCCCUCCAAACAUGUAUUCUGUGCGAUAACUUGUGCCUGCGACAAGUGUUAAUCUUGGGAUCGUAUUUUUAUAUCAUAUUCACAUACUUGUUUUUUUAAUUGGUGUUAGAUGACAUGAUUAAUAAAAAAGGCAAGAUAUUUUCAGAAUUUGAAUUUCAGUUUUUUUUUCUUUUGAAAUAGCCCUUUUAAAUUUUUUUAUUAUAAACAAAAUGAAGAGAACCCUGUGAGCCUGGUCCUUCUAGCAACCCUCAGUUAAGAUCCUGAGGGACAGGUGCAGCAGCAGCUGGCUGGAGUGGAUCAGGACUCCUGUGACUCGUGGGGCUCGGGGGAGGUGAGGGGUGUGUUUGGUUUUUUGUUGUUUUGUUGUUUUGUUUUAAUCCUAUGUGACAAUUCCAACUAUGCGGUUACCCUCUGAGGAUAAGUUCCUCAGCCCGGGGUUCUUUUAUAUGCUGUGUCCUUUUGGGGUUUGACCUUACCAAAGCAAAGAAACAAAAAACAAAAAAAACAAAAAAAAAAAAGGGUGCAAGAAAUGUGGAAAUCUGUCUGCUUGUUUACAUGGCCCGACAACACCACCUAGGCGCACGCGAGCAGAAGCCCUCUCUGUAUUACCGCUCCCUACGCAACAUACUUGAAUUCUUGAGUUCCCUUUGGGGUGAGAAAGGAUUUGAAACCAUAAAGUGUUUUAAAGAAAUGAACUCUUCAGAAACAGACUUCCUCCUCUUUUCCUUUCUCCUCUGCUCCACAGCCUGUGCUCUGUUCAGUUCCCAACACAAUCGACAAUAAACGGUGAUGCCCAUUCGGAAGGA